GGUGUUCAUGUGUGUGUGUCAGAGAGAGAGAGAGAGAGAGAGAGAGAGAGAGAGAGAUUAUAGCUAUAAAUGCUCCUGGAGAAGCUCAGACACACUCACAGUUGGAAGAUGAUCCUCCUCAUGCUGCUUCUCGCCGCCGCUGGGUGUGGCCAUGCACACAGCGUUAAGGGCCAGGAGAAAAACGGUGCAUGUGUGUGUGAUGUGAACAGCUCGACCUGGGCUUUUCCUGCUGCCAAGUAUGACUCCGUGUCAGAACUGGUGCAAAAGUGCCAACACUCACUGCAGAAACUUCAAACUCAGACGAUGGCGGGUAUGAAGACGGUGCCUGAGAUGGAGUCGACACUGAGUAAUGUGACUCAGAGGCUGGAGAGGUUCCAGUACCUGAACAAUCAGGGUCUGUACAACGCCCUGCACCUGAAUCAGCUCAGUCAGGAGAUCCAGCAGCUACAUGACACCAUGAAUGAUGCACAUCUGGGUACAGUUGGAGGGGAAGCACAGCGCAUACGCACGGAGUUGCAGACGUUUCAGGAAGAGGUGGAUAUGAUGUACAAGAACAAUAUCUUCAACCUAGAAACAAUAAGAGAGAAGUUACGCUCUCUCAAUAACCGUGCCCAGACCUGCAGGUCCAUUCCACAAGACUUCAGGAGCACUUGUUCUCAGCGCAUGAUGAGAAAUGUUAGUGCGCCGGUGGUCACUAAGCUGAACCCAUUCAGUACAUCCUUUAUUGCUGGAGCAUGGGGUUAUGACACUGAUCUUAAUGGUGAAGAGACAUAUUGGAUCCAGCCGCUAGCUAACGGGCACAGGUUGGGCAUUACGGUGCGCUUCUACAAGACCUACGAGGACUUCAUGGCUGGAAGGAACCACAGAGAUGAAGCACUAGUUAGCUCAUACACUCAUGCUAAUGCGAUUCAGGGUCCAGGCACCAUCGUUCACAAGGGUGUUGUGUAUUAUCAGUGCUAUAACGUGCCUGAACUCUGUGCCUACGAGGUGACAAGCAAGCAAUUCCGACGUCUCGCACUUCCUGAUGCUGGAUUCAACAACAAAUUUCCCUACUGCUAUUACAACUGUUUGGACUGGACGGAUAUCAGCAUCUCAGCAGAUGACACAGGCUUGUGGGUAAUUUACGCCACAGAAGCUAACCACGGGAACAUAGUCGUGAGUCGGGUGGACACCGAAGGCUUCAACAUAACACACACGUGGAAGACACGUCUGUUCAAGCGUUCAGUGACCAACGCCUUCAUGGUGUGUGGCGUGCUUUACGCAACUCGCUACAUAAGCACGUAUAAAGAGGAAGUGUUCUACGCCUUUGACACCACCACUGGGUUGGAGGAGAACACACUCUCGAUCCCCAUGGAGAAGGUGGCAGCGGGCGUCGCUAACCUUCACUACAACCCCAAAGACAUGAGGCUGUACAUGUACAACGGUGGCUACAUGCUCGCCUACCGAGCUUACUUCUGAAACGCUAGAUCAGAAUACGCAAUAAAAGGUAGAUUUAGAAAAUAAUUCUCAGUAUCGCAGAAAAUCGUAGUGAAAUCCUGCCAACUGUAAGUUGAUCAAGUAUCUUUAAUUGUUAGAAAAGGCAUUUUCUGUCAUAGUGUACAGACCAAGAUAAAAAAAAAAAUCUAAACCUUAUGUAUGCACCUUAGUAAUGCUUCAUUAAUGAGAAAUCAAUCUUUUGUGUGGAAUUAUGGCUGUAUGUAUAAUACUAUAAACUAAUAAAUACCAGAUGUUUUACAUUUAAA
Molecule: messenger RNA, 1742 nt
Organism: Clarias gariepinus (North African catfish)
Lineage: Eukaryota; Metazoa; Chordata; Actinopteri; Siluriformes; Clariidae
Product: olfactomedin-like
Exons: 5
Coding region: 70-1458 (462 amino acids)
Biological process (GO): signal transduction
Source: RefSeq, a predicted model, not a curated record